UGAUGGGAUUAAACAAUGUGUGUUAAUAUCUGUUCAUCUUCCUGUCACAGCAUUCUCCGCCUAAACUUCCUCAAUGGUACUAUACCUGAAGCUUUGGGCACACUAUCUUCCCUAAAUAUUCUGGAUCUUUACAGUAACUCGUUAUCAGGACAUAUUCCCGUUGAAUUAGGAGAACUGUCUGUUCUUCAGUUUUUGAAUCUGGAUGACAAUAAUCUUGAUGGCGAACUUCCGGAGGAGCUUGGGAAUUUGGUCACUCUUCAACACCUCUACUUGACGGCAAACAAAUUUACAGGGAGGAUCCCUGAGACUUUUGACAAACUUAUCCAUCUGGAAACCUUUGCAGUAGGUGGAAACUAUUUGUCUGGUCAGAUGCCUAGUUAUAUUGGAAAUUGGGUCAACCUCACUAAACUGAUUCUUAUAGGAAAUAAUUUUGAAGGGACUCUGCCUGCAGAAACUUUUAGUCUGCCCAAAUUACAGAGAUUGUUGGUCAGUGACGUAAGUAAUCCUGGAAUAUCUUUCCCAAAACGUGAAGUAAUACCUGAAAGUUUGAUUUACUUAGUUCUGAGAAAUUGCAAAAUUAAUGGUUCAAUACCCGAAUACAUUGGCAAGUGGCCUGAAUUAUCAUACCUUGAUUUGAGCUUCAACAACUUAAGUGGUGGAGUUCCAGAAUCAUUUCAGAAACUGAAUAAGUUAUUUUUAACAAGCAACGAACUUACUAAGCUUCCUUCCUGGAUCACUAAGAAGCCGAAGCCAUCUUCCUAUCCUAAAGCAGAUCUCUCAUAUAAUAACUUCAAUGUGAAAUGUACAAAUGAAAAAUGCUCUGGAUUGGCAUCUGUAAACAUACUCCCGACUAGGUCAUUUAUUGAUAACAUGAAGACGGAAAAAUGCUAUCGAAAGCAUAAUUCCUUGUUUAUAAAUUGUGGUGGUGAGGAGCUUAACGUGGGAAAGGAUCAUUAUCACAACGACACCUCAACAUCAAGUUUUAAUCUCAGUCCAUCUGACGAUUGGGCUUAUAGCUUUUCUGGGGACUACCUCUGGGCAACUGUCAAUGCCAGUACUUUCGUAAGAAACUCAACAUGUAAAGAUUGUACUCCUGAGACAAAGAUAGAUAAUGAUUUUCGCCUAGCUCCGAUUUCUCUAAUGUAUUAUGGGCUCUGCUUACAUAAAGGCAAGUACAUUGUGACCCUUCAUUUUUCUGAAACAUUGUAUUCAAAGGGUGAAGAUCAUAGCAUAACAGGGAAACGGGUGUUUGAUGUUUAUAUUCAGGGACGGUUGGUGAAGAAAGAUCUCAACAUAAAGGAAAUCCCUGAACUACAAAAUGAAGUAAGAAAGCUAAAAUUCCCAGCUAAAAUAAAUGAAGGUUCGUUGGAGAUCAAGCUUCUCUGGGCAGGCAAAGGAUCUCUGUACAAUCCACCUGGUAUCAAUGGACCUCUCAUAGAAGCUAUUUCCGUCACUCGUGCUUUUUAUGUUUCUGAAGUUUCCAGAAAACUACAUCGUUGGGAAAUCGCGUUGAUUACAAUAGGCUGUCUUUUGUUUCUGAUGUUGUUGUUGGCGUUCUCCUUGAGAAUGGGCUGGAUAGGAGGCAGAAAAUUGCGCAGUGGGCACUAAGCGAAGCUAUCAAGAAAUGCCAGGUUGCCACCUGAAAAUGGUACCUUUAAGCCUGAACGAUGUAUAUCUCAUCUACAAAAGGCAGCUCAUCAGCGUCAAGCAUGCAUGUUUGAAACCAUGAUCUCAAGAGUUUUUAUUAAUUGAUGUAAUAAUACAUUAGGAUGUUUGUUUUUCAUUGGUUUAAAAAUUCAAAAAAACAAGAAAAUACUUCCCUUUGAUCUAAAUCGAUAUCUGAGAUUUUGUGACC
Messenger RNA from Populus euphratica (Euphrates poplar), 1855 nucleotides. Its product is annotated as probable LRR receptor-like serine/threonine-protein kinase At1g53430. Lineage: Eukaryota; Viridiplantae; Streptophyta; Magnoliopsida; Malpighiales; Salicaceae. The record is from RefSeq and is a predicted model, not a curated record. The coding region runs from base 16 to 1608 and encodes 530 amino acids. The transcript is spliced from 17 exons. Gene Ontology annotation, molecular function: protein binding.